AAGCUGUGAGUUGUGAGUUGUGAGUUGUGAGUUGUGUGUGUGUGUGUGUGUUCAAUUUUCCAUUAUCAUCGUCGAUUCGUCAUCAUCUUCCACAGCCUCUCUCUCUUUCUCUCUCUCUCUCUCUCUCUCUCUCUCUCUCUCUCUCUCUGUGUGUGUCUAUCUAUAAUGGGUUCGAGCAAUAGUCGGCUGGGGUCACGCCCUUCUCGGCCCCGAGUCAACCUCACCAACCGCUCAAAGCUCUUCUCUCUCAUCUGCGGUGGCUCCACUUCUCGCGCUACGCGUCAGGUCAAUCAGUGCCGAAGAUCGGUCCCAUUCAUAAUCACCAUCGAGGAAACGCUAUCUUUUAGCUAUGGAAGAUUAUCCAGCUGAAUUUCUGGUGAAUUCUGCAGAACAUUCUAAUCAAGUCAUCAAUGAAGUUCAGAACAUCACAGUGGAAACCCCUCUGAGUACCGAUACACGAAGGUUCUCCUACUCAAAUACCGAAACUAGCGCCUUAUCGGAGAGCAGUAUUGUGGCUAGUGAGGAUACUUCAGUCGAACAUGGUUCAAUAAAUGUUGGAACGAGUAAUCGUGGGAAGUUCUUGUCUGAAAGUAAGGAGCUAGUUCCUCCUCAUCAGGUAAGUACUGAUCAUAGUCAUGAUGAGUCUUAUAGGGAUAGUAGUACUGCAGCUAGUACUUCCUUUAAAGAACACCAGUCUUCAGAUCCAGUCUCUGUUAAUGUUUCCACUAACAAAGAUGCGGGCAAUGGUAUUGAUAAUUCAGUGGACAGGGGAAUACCUCAGAUAUGUCCCGAGGUUCAUUCUUGUAGCUCGUCUCCUCAAGAUAUAGGAGAUUCCAGUUCUGGUGGAGUGUCUGCUGAGAAUGGCAUUGGUGAAGUAGCUGCUGUCCAUAACUCUGAUUCUGAUUCUGUUCCUCAUGAUUCCAAUGUAUCAGCAACAUCUCGAUCACUGGGAGAUGAAUCUUUUCAGGAUGCAAUACCUUCUGGUCUAGGAUUCCUUGUUUCCAAUGGGGAACAGGGCUGGGGAGAUGGAAGUGUACUUCAGGUUGAUGUGGUAACCAUCUCUUCUAACAUUAUUUCAAGAAGCAAUGCUGAUGAAAGUAAUCGGGAAGUCAGAAGAAACAGUAGAAGACUGUUUUGGGACGCUUUUUCAAGACGCAGUUCUCGAAGGCACAGUGAUUCUCCGACCAUUCUUUUCUCAACAGAUGAUUCUGAGAAUUUAGGAUCUCAUGAUAGAUGGCUCCUUGAUCUGAGUGGUGAACUUUUUGAUGAUGGUGUUGGAGGUGAUCGUGGAUAUCUAGGCAAUAGAAUUCAUAGCUUGAAUGAACGCCGACGGAACUCAAGAUCUGAGAUCUGGGAAAGACUUCGUGGCAGCCUUGAUGACAGUGGUAGACGAAACACCACUUGUCCAUCAGGUCUCCACCCUGAUGGUACAUGCUCAUGUGAGUCAGUCUUGACGAAUGAAGAAUCUAGUACUCGUGCAAGUAUAUCACGCAUAGUCAUGCUUGCUGAAGCUUUAUUCGAGGUUUUGGAUGAAAUUCAUCGCCAACCUGUGUCACUUUCCCUAUCUAUGGUCUCUCUUCCAGCCCCUGAAUCAGUUGUUGACUCUUUCCCUCUCAAGAGUCACAAAAAGGUCAACACCUCUGAGAGUUGUGAUGUAGAACAGUGUUACAUUUGCUUGGCUGAGUAUGAGGAAGGGGACAAAAUUCGAGUUCUUCCCUGUCACCAUGAGUAUCAUAUGUCAUGUGUUGAUAAGUGGCUAAAGGAGAUACACGGUGUAUGUCCACUUUGUCGAGGAGAUGUUCGCGAGGGUUUCACCGAGUCUUCUGUAUCUGGCUCGGAAAUCCCUUCUCUUUGAUGCAAUUAAUUGUACAUAUAAAUGUAAAUAGUGAUUACCUAUUCACUGUCCUUAUAUAGACUUGUAUUAGAAUUUCCUUAUCUUGGAGCAUCUUUUUCUAAUGAUUCGGUUUUGUAAAACCUUAUAUUUAGAAAUUGAGAGAGUACGCUGGCUCGGCCCCUUAGCUCCUUCA
Alnus glutinosa is the source of this 2027-nucleotide messenger RNA. Its product is annotated as E3 ubiquitin ligase BIG BROTHER-related-like. The transcript has 7 exons. Bases 350 to 1855 code for a protein of 501 amino acids. Lineage: Eukaryota; Viridiplantae; Streptophyta; Magnoliopsida; Fagales; Betulaceae. The record is from RefSeq and is a predicted model, not a curated record.